UAGAAAUGUCUUAUUUUGAAGAUUUGCCCUUAUGAAAAUCCCGGUAAACCUCUCCAUGAGUUUGAGAAAUUUGAAUUUGAGAAACUUGAGUCUUCUUGGGGCAAUACCUGAUGCAUACCCAACAGGAAUGCUACUUUCUAUGUUAAGCUCAGUAUGGCAUUGGUCAAGUUUAUCAGAUGGAGGAAACCCUAUCACAUCGUCUAAGACAGACGUCUUUUGGGACAUGGACGAUUGCCCUAUCCCUGUUGGUCCCGAUCCUGAUAUGAUUUAUGAAAAUAUCACAUCAGCUCUUAAGGAUAAGGGUUAUCUUGGUGAGGUAUCAAUUAGUACUUAUGGAGAGAUCCAGAUUGAGUUUCAAUCUGCCGGAGUAUAUAUACACAACCUUUUUAUAUACAUAACCACAACGUUAAGUCAAAACCUUAUUCUACACAAGCUACUCAUUCCAUAUGCAUGUCCUAAGAGUCAGGGCAAAGGAUUCAUCUCAUAAAACAUACAAUAAGAAAGUGGAGUAGUUUUGCUCAAAAAAAAAAAAAAGAA
Brassica oleracea var. oleracea is the source of this 537-nucleotide messenger RNA. RefSeq lists its product as uncharacterized. NCBI's taxonomy places the organism in Eukaryota, Viridiplantae, Streptophyta, Magnoliopsida, Brassicales, Brassicaceae. Gene Ontology annotation, biological process: regulation of gene expression. Gene Ontology annotation, cellular component: peroxisome. The transcript has 2 exons. The record is from RefSeq and is a predicted model, not a curated record. Bases 32 to 487 code for a protein of 151 amino acids.